AUGCUGAAGGCUCUACAAAACAGGUCCAUCCGCCCUCUCAGUGCCUCUGCAUUUCCCUCCCAUUCCCUGUUUCUUAAACACUUCACCUGUCCUUCCAUCCCGCGUGACUUAAAUCCCACUGUUUCUGUUGAGCUGCCACACACGGUACCAUCUCCUGUUCAUGUCGAUUGCAUUAUUGCAAACGAUUGCCCGACCCAGCCUGUUUCUUUUGUCCAUGGAGCUCCGCUGCCUGCACUGCCACCCAAACGCUGCCUCGGUACCCAUAACGCUGGUGACUUUGCAGAAGAAGAUUCCAAGGACGCAGCCCUUUGA
This is a messenger RNA of Opisthorchis viverrini, 312 nucleotides long. RefSeq lists its product as hypothetical. The record is from RefSeq and is a predicted model, not a curated record. The transcript has 2 exons. NCBI's taxonomy places the organism in Eukaryota, Metazoa, Platyhelminthes, Trematoda, Opisthorchiida, Opisthorchiidae. The coding region runs from base 1 to 312 and encodes 103 amino acids.